Kickxella alabastrina is the source of this 824-nucleotide messenger RNA. RefSeq lists its product as uncharacterized. The transcript is spliced from 2 exons. Lineage: Eukaryota; Fungi; Kickxellomycota; Kickxellomycetes; Kickxellales; Kickxellaceae. The coding region runs from base 114 to 479 and encodes 121 amino acids. The record is from RefSeq and is a predicted model, not a curated record.
AGUUCUCAUCAUAUUUAUACCUAACACCCUUUCAACAACUCAAAAUCUCAUUUACUCGCAACUUUGCUGUCACUUUUAAAAUUUAUAGGCAAACACCUACACUCACACUAAGCAUGAAGGAAGCCGCGGCAGCCAUCCAGGACCUCAUGCGCGACACCGCGCAUCUGUUCGACCAGGCACGCAAACUAAACUCGCAGCUGUUGCAAAUAGAUACGUUUGUCAGCAACGAGGAAACGCGCACAUUAUUGAGGGAUCUGGACAAGUGCAAACGCCAGUUUAAGGUACUGGCUGUUAUGCUGGAGUCAGAAACCAUUGAGAGUGAUACUUUGGCCAGAAAUUCCGAUGCAAUGAUGGGUGGAUUGCAAAGGGAGCGCGAUCGGCUUUAUGAAGAGGCUGUCGACAAGGCUGAGCAGAUUCGCAAGCUGUUGGACUGUGUGCGGCAGAUACAGUUGACCUCGGCGCAACUUCUUCAGAUAUAGGAGCUUUGUGAUAUUUACUGUUAGUAGAGCUCUGGUUGCAUGCCAACAAAUUGGAAAAUGAAAUGCGGAUUAUUAAUUUUCCGAGGGCUCAUUGCGCAUGAUUAGCUGAUAUUUUGUCCUGUCUUGUCCUGUCCUGAUCUGGGUGCUGUUUCGGGUGUAUUUCGCAACUAUCCAAAUUCUUCAAACCACUGUUUGCAGAUGAGAUUUUUGACUGCUAAAAAUAAAAGCGGCCAUAAAUUGGGGGUAUCUAUUUUUCAUUCAUACGUCAAUCGUUCUCACUCGCUGCCGCGGGAGCGGUAUUCGGAUAGAUUUGAUUAAAAAAAGUCUAAAUAUAUAAAACAAAAC